Ipomoea triloba (trilobed morning glory) is the source of this 677-nucleotide messenger RNA. RefSeq names its product protein RESPONSE TO LOW SULFUR 3-like. The coding region runs from base 68 to 394 and encodes 108 amino acids. The record is from RefSeq and is a predicted model, not a curated record. The transcript has a single exon. Gene Ontology annotation, biological process: cellular oxidant detoxification. Lineage: Eukaryota; Viridiplantae; Streptophyta; Magnoliopsida; Solanales; Convolvulaceae.
UCAUCUUCCCACCAUCCACAAGUCUAAGCCACACACUGAUUUCAUUGGUCCAUAGCUAAAGAUCUCGAUGGCUCCAACACUCGCCGUGCGCCGCCGCGAAUCUCAGCCGGGAGCGGCGGAGGAGGAGGAGCUGAGGAGGAGGAACGAGGAGCUGGAGAAAGAGCUGAAAAAUAGCCGAGACAGGGAGGAGAAGAUGCGGAGAGAGCUGGAGAGAAUCUGGGAGAGAUUGAGAGUGGCGGAGGAGGCGGAGGAGCGGCUGAGCUCGCAACUCGGCGAGCUGGAAGCGGAGGCCGUCGAUCAGGCUCGAGCGUACAGAGCUCGUGUUACGGCGUUGAUGGAUCAGCUCUCGGCUGCGAACAAGCUCAUCCAAUCGGCUUCCGUUUAUGUUAGUUGACACUCGACGAUGGAGCGAGUUAACUCAUCUCAGCUCAUGUGUUUUUUCUAGAUUGAGAUUUGAUGUGAAUUUUGUCUAAAUCUAUAUAUUGUAUUAUACAAAGUAUAAACUAUAAAGUAUGUUUUAGUCUGUCCAAAUCCUUGUUAAAAUAUGCAUUCCCCAAAUUCCAGGAUUGUUGGAGUCUCGGAGAUAAUAGCUUCCUUUUUUACUAAUUGAUGAUGAUGGUGUAAUCUAUUGAUCUGAUCUAGACAUAUAUAUAUGGAGAAUUUUACUUUCGUUUUAA